Leptosia nina is the source of this 1059-nucleotide messenger RNA. The record is from the annotation of a GenBank genome assembly. NCBI's taxonomy places the organism in Eukaryota, Metazoa, Arthropoda, Insecta, Lepidoptera, Pieridae.
AUGCAGGUCGUACUUGCAACAUGUUUCCUGCUCUUCGCAGCCACCCUCGCUCCUGCCGCAGCACAACGGAUAACGACGAUACAACUCGAUGGAGUGCAGUACUUUAUAUCAAGAAUGAACCCAUACAGUCCGGAGCUCAACUAUUUCCUAGCAUACCAAUAUUGCAGGUCGUUAGGUCUUCAAUUAGCUUCGUUUGAGACUAAAGAAAAGGCCGACUCAAUUACUACGUACCUGACGAAUGCAGGUUACAACAAAUAUGACUUCUGGACGUCCGGAAACAAUCUAGGAACAGAUAUGUAUCUAUGGAUGAGCACUGGACUACCGUUCAACGCCACGUUUAACUACAUGAGACGUCUGACUAUGGACCAGCCGAGCCAGCACGCUGACGAUAGCAUGGACCCCUUGGACGUUCCACAAGGCAGCACUGCACCCCAACGCACUGCUAGACAUGGUCUGUUUUCUAGAACCGAGCACGUCAUGACGAACGGUUGCGUGUCUCUUAAGGCACCGACUUUCCACUGGGAGCCCCAGCACUGCGGCGAGAUCAAGGACUUCAUCUGCGAACAGACUCGCUGCUACUACUAUAACUACGGCUCGAUUCCCGUUUCCUCGGCGCAGGGAAAGCCACUAUCACUGACGACCACGACCACAGCGCACCCGAUCACAUCGUCGUCGCCUCUCCCGCCACGCUCCGAGCAUCUUCCGACACAUUUUACCCUUAACGACCUCAUCGGCAAGCUGCGACCCUCGUCUCUCGACGGCCUUCAGUCCCCACAUCUUAAAGGUGGAGCUCUUCUCAAGUCACCCCCUCAAAUAGAUUCGCACUACUCUCGUGCCGCUGACGCUCACCCAAAGGAACCGGAGCGUGAACCAAAAGAGGAACCAACUCAAGGCCCGUAUGAGGACGACGAGGGUAUGGCGGGAGACGAUCCCGCUGCCUACUUAACUCAGGAGGCUCACGACGCCCCAGCAGCAGAGGAGAUACCCUCCACCGCCGAGCCGGACGCUACUGAGCGGUCCGUCCACGCCAGCGGUAUGCUGGCACCCCCCGCCUACUAA